CUCUCUCAAACCACAGCAAGGGACUGCUUACCUCUGAAAUAGUCAGAUGACUUGAUCUGCAGAACAGAAACUUUGACUGCGCAGUUGAAAACUGGUUGACAAGUCCGAAAUGGAACUGCCUCAAAAUUAGUAACUCAUGUUUUGAAGUAAUAACAAUUAGAGAACAGCAGUCACAAGUAAUUUCUGGCACGGACAGAAAGAUCUCUGACAGGCUUUAUUCACAGGUUACAUUUGAUGUCAUGGAACCGGCUGGAGAAAAGGAUGAGAUAUUCCUGGGCAUUUGUGAUUCCAGCUGAGACAAGCAUGGCAGAAACAAAUGAGCGCCUUCCCAGUCCUUAUCAGGAGAGUCUGAGUGCAGGAUCAAGCCAGCACCCUUCCUCUGAGGAAGAUAAUUGCUCCGUGACUCCAGCUCAGAGACACACCUGGAGUUAUGAAUGACACCCAUGACAAGAGCAAUAUCAGCGCUACCGUGGAAUGGUUCCAGUUCAUCAUGUACAUCCCCACGUUUAGCGUGGGAUUGCUGUUCAAUGUGAUGGCUCUGUUGUUACUCUUUUUUAAGGUUAAAAAGCUGUCAGAAUCUACAGUCUACAUGAUAGCCCUUAUAUUCCUGGAUACUUUGCUGUUGUUUACUCUUCCUUUUAAAAUCAUUUCCUACCGCCGUCAGGACAAGUGGCACUUGGGGUCUGUGUUUUGCUCCACCUUGGAGAGUCUUUACUUUGUAAACAUGUAUGGCAGCAUUCUCAUCUCCCUCUGCAUCUGCGUGGACCGGUACAUCGCUAUCAAGCACCCCUUCGCUGCCCCCUCCCUGAGAUCCAUCAGGAAAGCUGCCAUGGUCUGUGCUGUUAUCUGCCUGGGCACCUCGGUGGGGACAGUCUCUACAUCCCAAUUGCAUGAAAAGGGCCAAAACAUCUCAUCCUGCUUCCAUAACUUCUCCCCGAGGACAUGGGCGGACAUAGGCCUGUUCAGCACCUUGGAGACCAUCUUCUUUGGCAGCAUGGCAGCCAUGACGUUCUGCACUGCCCAAACUGUCAGGUGCCUGAGAAGGCACAGAGAUCCAGAGAACCCCCAGACACACAUCACUAGAGCAGAGAGGAUUGUGGUGACAAACCUUGUGGCGUUUUUGGUCUGCUUCACCCCUUACCACGUGGCAUACUUCACGUACUUCCUGGUGAAGAGAAACAUCAUCCACAUCAGUCUUCAAAAAGUGCUGCGAGAUGUCGUUCAGAUCACCCUUUGCUGGGCAAACCUGAACUGCUGCCUUGAUGGCGUGUGUUAUUAUUUUGUUUUAAAGGAGUCCUUGGAAGAACCAUCACAAAACACGGAAAGAAGAGUCAUACCAAAGCCUUGAUUUACAUACUGCAUGUUAGUUACUUGGGAUGAUGUGUGGUGAGGUUUUCACGGAAAGUGCAGGGUCCUGAACUUCUUACCUAAGCAAUUUGCUUGAAAUAUUCAGUUCUGAAAAUAUUUCAUUAAAAAAAUAGAACUAAGCCCAUUUCCAGGAGACUGCUCCCAACUUUUUUUAUUUCCUUCCAUAAUGUUUUCUGUUACUAUUUAUGGGUAAAAAGAAAUAUUUCUUUUUAUUUCUUCCAAGCCUCUCCCAUUUCUCCAAUGAUUCUGGCCAUUGAUUUUUCUGGAAACAAGCAGGUUGAGGUGUGUAAAAAGCUCGUACCUGACCACCACAGACAACCACUGUUGGAGCUCCCUGCCUCUGCCUACACAUGGCCCCCAGUGCCUCUGCCAGCUCUAAGAGAGCACUGAUUAUCGGGGCACAGAGAUGACUUUCAUUCUAGAUUCCUGGGAUAAAUUAUAAUUCUGCAAAGGCAAUAUUUUCUACUCAGAAGUUCCCUGCUGGAUCUUAUUGCUUCUGGGCCUCUGAGCAUUCACUGUUCAGGUCAAAUCUGGUGUGAUCUGAUCCCUUCUUUGCUCAGGUGGGUAAUUGCAACAGCUUUAUACCCAAAUCUUGACAUGGGUAAAUAGAGAGACCGCAGAGACUCCUCUUUGCACCAAGAGAAUAUUAAAGAUAUAAAAUGCUAAAAAAUAAAGGGAAAAAUCUGAAAACCUGAAAUUCAUAUUAAGAAAAAAAGAAAGCAAAAACCAAAGAUUUGUUCAGAAAUGAUUCACCCCUGAGAACUGAGGACUCAUUCCUAACACACAGUUCUAAGCUUAAAAUCAUUACUUUAUUCUGAAAGAAUGACAAUAGGGGCUAGAGAGCUAUUAUGGAGCACUUUUUCUACUUGCACUUCUUUUUGCAUUUGAAAAGGGAAAGUGAAAAGGUUUAAACCAGCCUUGAAAGCUGGUGAAGCUGCUUUGCUGAGGAACUACACCCUUUGGGCCAACCAAAUCCCAACCAAAGCAUUCAUCUCCCAAAUAGAAAGAAUUAGCACAGGUACCAGGCAUGCAGAAACUUCUACAUACAUUUCACUAUAUUAGGAAUUUAAAAAAAAGUUAAAAAGUUCACUUUUUAUGUUUUGUGAAAGAUGUUCACGUACAGUGAAUGGAACAAAUUAUUUACCAUGAGCAUUAUCACAUCUGUGGUGCAGUGGGCCAGUGCAAAGCUACAAUUCAAUCAAGUGCUCCAGCUUGCCUUACUCAUCCCUGUCUUCAUCCUUCCUUUCCUUCCACAUGCCUCUGUCUUCAGGUUUUUGGAGAAACUGCAUCCUUUAGCAAAGCUAAAGACUUCUUCCUCCAUUAGGUUUCUUGCUACUGAGAAACAUCUACCAUAGCAGCAAACUCUAAUGAAUCGGUGUCUUCAGCUACCUUGAAAGGCAAAGGGCACCUACAACCUUCAUUUUAUCUCAUUUAUUCUUCUUAUUCUGUCACUCUGUAAGAAUGGCAUUUACCACAUUUUUCUAAUGUGAUAAAAAAGUUGCUGUGGGAUACUGACACAACCAAAAAUCUAUGAGUAAUCAGAAAUAUUUCCCAGGAAGAAAAGCUGAAUCAGUGACAUUUGCAGACACCAAACGAUGUAAAACCUCAUGUCUGCUGUAUGCUAGUUUCCUAUUAAUCCUUCUCUCUAUUCCAAGACAAAAAGGGCAUUAAACUGGGAUUAUAUUUGAAAGCAAGUAUCAGCAGUUUAGAGUUAUAAACACUGCCAGGCAAUUGUUAAUCCAAAACUAAGCAUUACAAACCCAGGAAAUCCAGUUUAGAUUACACUUCAGAGUACACCAAAGCAAUCCUGACCAUUCCCCGGUUAAGUAUUAACUUUGGGACUACAAGUAAAGCCAUCUCUCAAAGACCAGCAUACAACCUGGGCCAGCCAUCAUUACUGAGACAGUGAAGGACACUGUCUGAAACAGUUUAUCAGUUUAAAGAGGAGCUUAGGAAAGAAAGCACAAGAUGUUGCAGAUAGCAGAGGCCCAUCUGACUUCAUUCAUGAUAAUAGGAAGUGCAGUGGCUUGAAAAAGUUGCAGGUGGAAGAGGGUAGAAAUAAAGGACCGUGACUUUUGACAGAGCAAGGUUGGCAUGGCAGUAAAAACCCUGCAGGUUUGUUUCCCUCAUGCAGAGUAAAAUACCUUGGUAUUAAUAAUAAAGAUGUUCCAUAGACCAUUUUGUGUGAUCAGGGAGAAGAUAAAAGAAAGCCUGAGCUUUCACUCUGAGCUCAACUCUUGCUGCUGUUCCUGCCUGUGGGUGACAGAGACCUGGUGGGACCUUGGGCAGGACCCCUCUGUUUGCUCCCAUUUGAGGUGCCCUAUGGUAUCUCCCCCAGCUUCCAAUGCUGAAUCGGACAGGGAUGGGAUGUUCCUGGCCCAUCUCACUCCUACCCAUCUCUCACUGCAGAAAUCAUACAAAAGGAGCCAGAUCACACUUAAUUCAAACCCACAGCCUAUCACACCUUAUGCCUUAUAAUUCCUCAGCAAAAACACAUUUAGGCUAUCAGGAGUGGGAAGAGAUAAAGCAAUGGGCUGGACACAUUUGCAUUUGUAACCCAACCCACUCCAUGCUAUAAUGGCAAGACAGAACUUAACAUCACACUCAGUAGCAAUAGCAAGACCAUUAAUGCCCUUCUCCUUUGCAACACAAAAUACAGAGGCUAGAAAAAUAUAUUCCCUAGUUUUGGAAAAACAGGGCAGAGAUCAAGCAGUAUCACUGAGUCUUAUCUCAGAUUUCAUUUCUGGACAUAAUCACAUCAUUAAAAUAAUUUUUAUAGUCCAUGCUAUUAUGGGUUAUUGCUCCCUCAAAUUAGCCUGUGUCACUUGCCUUGGGAUGCCCACAUACAUCUGUCACAAAACAUCUUUGGAAAAAAUCCCAAAUCUCUCUCCCACUUUUUGCCAAUCAAAAAUCCAAUCCUUUAUCUUUGUUAUUGUCACUUACCUCCUAUUCAUACCCUCAGAGGGAACAAAUUUCAACAUCUCUUACUAAGCUUUUAAAGGAGAAAGAAAGAAUAAAAAGAAAAAGAAGAAAAGAAAAAUGCCUUGAAAAGAAGAGUAGUGGCAAUGCCAGCAGCUCUCCUUGGCAGGUGCUGGCUGUGAAGAGCUGCUUUGGAAGAUCUUGGCAACAGCACCCUGGACUCAAGGUGAGCAAGUGCCAGCAAAGGCUUGUGGUAGGAGACAACAGAAGCCUGAGGGAGCACCUUGGCACAGGCACAGUGAACUGACAAGCAGUGGGGCACAGUGCGUACCUGCAGCAGAAAGGGGAGAGAAUUUAAGGUCUUAUGCAGAGCAUUGCUACAUCUAUGGGGGAAAAUCCAACCUUCUACUGCCACAGAGGGAAAACCCCAGGAAAAGGUAUAUACAGUGACAGCUUUUUAGGUAAAUAAUGAUGACAUGAGAGAGUUUUUUUUUUUUUUUUGGUCUUUUGUUUUGUUUUUGCUUUCUUGCUCCACUGACACCAGAACACAGCAAGAACAUAUUAAAUCAAACACUGCCAUCAGGAAGGGCUUGCAGGUUUGACUCCAACCAUGCCAACCACUUCUUUUACCACAUCUUUUUAAGUGACAAAGCAAUGACAAGUGACAAAGCACUGCCACGCUUUGUGGUGUCACACAUCCCUGAGCACAGGUUGCAGCCCCAGUCCUAUCCUCUUCCACCUCCUGCUGCCAUGGUGUGAGGACAUUACAAUGCUUCCCUGCCCUUAAGGCUGGUUUGGUUUGUUUUAGAAACAAAACAAAAUAAAAUAAAAAGCCCCAACCACUCUUAAAUACUUCCCUAAAUAUACCACCACAUUCAGGAUUUCAGCUCGAUGAGAUAUCCUGGCGUCUUGUUUUUGCAAUGACUCCUCACAGGAGCCCAGGGAACCAUGAGGGCAGGUCCAGCCGCUGGCAGGCUGUGCCUCAAUGCAGUGGCAGAAGGGUUUAUUUUAAACGUGGAUCCAGCAAAGAAUUUAACUUUUUUCUCCUCAAAACAAUUUGCCAAAUUCAAACCGGUUUUGGUCAGAAAAGCAGUGUUACUUUUAAACGCUCCCUGUGCCCAGGGAGGACUUUGCACAGAAACACUCACAUCUCCAGAGACAAACAGCUGCCCUCGGGGCCUCAUCUCUGUGAGGGAACAACGUGGCAUUGGACAUUAAAAUAUUAGUUUAAGCUUCCAUGACUUACUGUGUGUUUGGGUGAGUGCCAGGACAUGGACACAAGUGAGUGUAAACCCCCAUGAGGGGAGGAUGGAGGUGUGGGCAUGCAGGUCCCAGUGGCUGCUCCAGUCUCCUCUCAGCGCUGUCGACAUCAGUCACCACCCAGCACCUUCCAUCUGGGUGAGUGGCAGCAGCACAUCCAGGAAACCCGCUGAGUGAGGGCAUCAUUCGAUGAGCUAAUAAUAUGCUCAUUCCAGCAAGAACCACACACACCAUGGAACACGUGCUGGGCAGCCCUUGGCCCUGCUUGCUGCCUGGCACGGGAGCCAUGAUGGGGGCAGUCACCAAGCCCUCAGAAGCAGGCAGCAGACACUGAGAACCUUCUCCUUGCUUGGAAAAUCACUCUUUUUAGCCAAGCCUACUCUAGGCUACUCCACUACAGCUGCACGGGGCUAAGAUUAUGCUGCCCACAGGUGUCACAGCAAAUGAACCGAACACACCGAGAGCUGCAAAUAUUAGAUGGCAUGAAUCGAUUUUAUAGCUCCUGCAAACAGCCCCACAUGGCGCUGCCCUUCCAGCAAAAACAGUGGAGCACUUGCUACUAAUGAAAAAUCUGCGGAAAGAAGGGAAGACCCUUGAAGAUGGGAAGACCCACCAAGUCCCUAUAUGGGUGAGCACAACAUGCUGCUCUUGCAGAGACAGCGCUUCAGGAACAGCUACACCACAUGAACUCAUGAUGUCAAGGAGACUGAUACCAAAUAUUUACCUUUUAUUGCAAUUAAACGACUUCACCAAAAGCACUGAAUGAAAGCAAAGUGCAUUUCCUUUGCAAACCUCAUUAGAGAAUUGCCAUGCCUUCCUCUCCCAACUUAACAUUUCAAGCAGCCAUUUGAUAGUUGGUACCUGCUGUUAUAAAGGCAACUUGGUUUGAGUUUCAUCAUUGUUUUCUCACAGAUUUCAUGGGCUAACACUGAAAUACUUGGUCAAGGAGAAAGAGCAAGCUUUUCUAUCCAUGACAUUUUAACUGAAAUGUUUUUUUAAAGCUGAUAUAAAGCUCAGAAAGAGCUGGUCCAAAAGGCUUAUUGCAAACCUGCUUUGUGCUUCAGAGGGGCUCAAGCUACAUUGCAACUGUCUGUACUUCUGUAGCAUUCAUUUUCCUUGGAGAGGUGAAUGAGUGUCAGUUUUAAAUGCCUCCUUUCCAAACACAGCAAAAUGCUUCUCAAAGCACUUUGAUCAGGCAAUUCUUUUUC
Corapipo altera (White-ruffed manakin) is the source of this 6755-nucleotide messenger RNA. RefSeq names its product G-protein coupled receptor 55-like. Gene Ontology annotation, biological process: phospholipase C-activating G protein-coupled receptor signaling pathway; positive regulation of Rho protein signal transduction. Gene Ontology annotation, cellular component: membrane. The transcript is spliced from 2 exons. NCBI's taxonomy places the organism in Eukaryota, Metazoa, Chordata, Aves, Passeriformes, Pipridae. Gene Ontology annotation, molecular function: G protein-coupled receptor activity. The coding region runs from base 431 to 1348 and encodes 305 amino acids. The record is from RefSeq and is a predicted model, not a curated record.